Molecule: messenger RNA, 1609 nt
Organism: Oryctolagus cuniculus (rabbit)
Lineage: Eukaryota; Metazoa; Chordata; Mammalia; Lagomorpha; Leporidae
Gene: FGG
Product: fibrinogen gamma chain
Biological process (GO): protein polymerization; positive regulation of heterotypic cell-cell adhesion; platelet activation
Cellular component (GO): fibrinogen complex
Molecular function (GO): protein-macromolecule adaptor activity; signaling receptor binding; extracellular matrix structural constituent
Source: RefSeq, a predicted model, not a curated record
AGCCUGAGCUCACAUAAAGGGACAGCCGGAGCCCCGGAGGCCACAGAGCUGACACUGCCGGGCUUGGAGCACCGGGCACCCAAGACAUCAUGAGUUGGUCCGUGCACCCGCGGAGUUUAAUUCUCUAUUUCUGUACUCUUUCACUGCUCUCUUCAACAUGCCUGGCUUACGUGGCUACCAGAGAGAACUGCUGCAUCUUAGACCAAAGAUUCGGUAGUUUUUGCCCAACCACCUGUGGCAUUGCAGAUUUUAUGUAUAAUUUCCAAUCCACUGUGCAUGAAGAUCUACAGACUUUGGAACACAUGUUAAGUCAAAUAGAAAACAGAUCAACAGAAGCCAACGAACUGAUCAAAGCAAUCAAAGUCAGCUACGAUACUGCUGAACCAUCGGUACCAAAUAAGAUAGACAGUGCUACUCAGAAAUCCAAGAAAAUGGUGGAAGAAAUAAUGAAAUAUGAAGCACUGAUUCUAUCACACGAGUCAAGUAUCCGAUUUUUGCAGGAAAUAUAUGACUCAAACAAUCAAAAGAUCAUUAACCUGAAACAGAAGGUAACCCAGCUUGAAGCAAAGUGUCAAGAACCUUGCAAAGACACAGUACAAAUACAUGAUACAACUGGGAAAGAUUGUCAAGACAUUGCCAAUAAGGGAGCCAAAGAGAGCGGACUUUACUUUCUCAAACCUCUCAGAGCUAAGCAGCAGUUCUUAGUCUACUGUGAAAUCGAUACAAAUGGAAACGGAUGGACUGUGCUUCAGAAAAGACUUGACGGAAGUGUGGACUUCAAGAAAAAUUGGAUUCAAUAUAAAGAAGGGUUUGGACAUCUUUCUCCUACUGGUACCACGGAAUUUUGGCUGGGAAAUGAGAAGAUUCAUUUGAUAAGCACACAGUCUGCAAUCCCAUAUGCAUUAAGGAUUCAACUGGAAGACUGGGAUGGCAAAAGCAGCACUGCAGACUAUGCCAUGUUCAAGGUGGGACCAGAGGCUGACAAAUACCGCCUGACAUACGCCUACUUCCUUGGUGGAGAUGCUGGCGAUGCCUUUGAUGGCUUUGAUUUCGGUGACGAUCCUAGUGACAAGUUUUUCACAUCCCAUAAUGGCAUGCAAUUCAGUACGUGGGACAAUGACAAUGACAAGUUUGAAGGCAACUGUGCUGAACAGGAUGGAUCCGGUUGGUGGAUGAACAAGUGUCAUGCUGGCCACCUCAAUGGAAUGUAUUACCAAGGUGGCACUUACUCGAAAGCAUCUACUCCUAAUGGUUAUGACAAUGGCAUCAUCUGGGCCAGUUGGAAAUCCCGCUGGUAUUCCAUGAAGAAAACCACCAUGAAGAUAAUCCCUCUCAACAGACUCUCCAUUGGAGAAGGACAGCAGUUCCACGUGGGAGGAGCCAAACAGGCUGGAGACGUUUAAAAGACCGUUUCAAAAGUGAUUUGCUUUUUAAAGGACUUUAUCUGAACAGAAAAAUGUACUAUUUUUCCUAUGGGACAAUGGACUUUUCAAAGCAUCACUUGGCUUUAAGAGUAAAAAGAACUGAUGUUGAAAACUCCACUAACAGUUUUAUGCUGGUGAUAAUUUAUCUACAUGAAUUUCAAUAAACAUGAUAUUUCCUAGGAGUA